AUGAAAAAUUCUGCAUUAACUAUAAGUGCGGUUGGCGUACUUAAAAUUAUUUUACAACGGCGCACUGUUCUUGUUCAACGUGAUAAAACGUGCUGUCAAUGUGGAGAAGAUUUACUAGCUGGUCAAUUUGCUAUUAAAGUCGUGUAUUGGUCAGGAGGGUUGGAUAAUGAAGAAUCACUUUGUUUAUCAGAUUAUUAUACAAUAUUUCGAUGUGAUGUUUUAAAACGACCAAAGAAAUCUUUAAAAUCUCUUAAUCCAUUAUCAUGGGGAUCAGGAACAAUAAAACAAAAAAAUAAAAAAAUUAUUAAUGAACAAUAA
Molecule: messenger RNA, 318 nt
Organism: Rotaria sordida
Lineage: Eukaryota; Metazoa; Rotifera; Eurotatoria; Philodinida; Philodinidae
Source: the annotation of a GenBank genome assembly